AUGAUGUUUAGCAGAUCGAAUUCUAGUAAAUGGUUAGUUCCAUUGACUGUUAUUUUCUACACCUUAUUUUUGGUUAUACUGCCACUACAUGGUUCCUCCUCAUCCAGAUCUCCACAAAUAUUUGCCAGAGGUGCCGAUGAAGUGGAAAACUAUGGUACCGUCAUUGGUAUCGAUUUGGGUACCACAUAUUCCUGUGUUGCCGUGAUGAAAAAUGGGAAGACUGAAAUCUUGGCUAAUGAACAAGGUAAUAGAAUUACUCCUUCAUACGUGGCUUUCACUGAUGAAGAAAGAUUGAUCGGUGAUGCUGCAAAGAACCAAAUUGCUGCUAACCCAAAGAACACCGUUUUUGAUAUUAAGAGAUUGAUUGGUUUGAAAUAUAAUGAUAAAUCAGUCCAAAAGGAUUUGAAACAUUUACCAUUUAAUGUCGUUAACAAGGAGGGUAAACCUGCCGUCGAAGUUACAGUGAAAGGUGAACAAAAAGUCUUCACUCCAGAAGAAAUUUCUGGUAUGAUUCUAGGUAAGAUGAAACAAAUUGCUGAGGAUUAUUUGGGUAACAAGGUCACUCAUGCAGUUGUCACCGUCCCUGCCUACUUCAAUGAUGCUCAAAGACAAGCCACCAAGGAUGCCGGUACUAUUGCUGGUUUGAACGUUUUAAGAAUCGUUAAUGAACCAACUGCCGCUGCUAUUGCAUACGGUCUUGAUAAGAAUGAAAAGGAACACCAAAUUAUUGUUUACGAUUUAGGUGGUGGUACCUUUGAUGUCUCUCUAUUAUCUAUUGAAAAUGGUGUUUUUGAAGUUCAAGCUACAUCUGGUGAUACUCAUUUAGGUGGUGAAGAUUUCGAUUAUAAGAUUGUUCGUCAAUUGAUUAAGACCUUCAAGAAGAAGCACGGUAUUGAUGUUUCCGAUAACCACAAAGCUUUAGCUAAAUUAAAGAGAGAAGCUGAAAAAGCUAAACGUUCCCUAUCAAGUCAAAUGUCUACACGUAUUGAAAUUGAUUCUUUUGUGGAUGGUAUUGAUUUAAGUGAAACUUUAACAAGAGCUAAGUUUGAAGAAUUAAACUUGGAUUUGUUUAAGAAAACUUUGAAACCUGUGGAAAAAGUCUUAGAAGACUCUGGUUUAAGUAAGAAAGACAUUGAUGAUAUUGUCUUAGUUGGUGGUUCCACUAGAAUUCCAAAGGUUCAACAAUUGUUGGAAUCAUACUUUGAUGGUAAGAAGGCCUCCAAGGGUAUCAACCCAGAUGAAGCUGUUGCAUAUGGUGCUGCCGUUCAAGCUGGUGUCCUAUCUGGUGAAGAAGGUGUUGAAGACAUUGUCCUAUUGGAUGUUAAUGCCUUAACCUUAGGUAUUGAAACUAGUGGUGGUGUUAUGACCCCAUUGAUUAAGAGAAACACUGCCAUUCCAACAAAGAAGUCUCAAAUUUUCUCAACAGCUGUUGACAAUCAAUCAACCGUUAUGAUUCAAGUCUUUGAAGGUGAAAGAGCUAUGUCCAAGGAUAACAAUUUGUUAGGUAAAUUCGAAUUGAAUGGUAUUCCACCAGCACCAAGAGGUGUCCCACAAAUUGAGGUUACAUUUGCAUUAGAUGCUAAUGGUAUAUUGAAGGUCUCUGCCACCGAUAAGGGUACUGGUAAAUCUGAAUCUAUUACUAUUACUAACGAUAAGGGUAGAUUAUCUCAAGAUGAUAUUGAAAGAAUGGUGGAAGAAGCUGAAAAAUUCGCUUCUGAAGAUGCUGCUCUAAAAACUAAGAUUGAAUCUAGAAAUAAGUUAGAAAACUAUGCUCAUUCUUUGAAGAACCAAGUAAGUGGUGAUUUAGGUGACAAAUUAGAAGAAGAAGAUAAGGAAACUUUAUUGGAUGCUGCUAAUGAUGUCGCUGAAUGGUUAGAAGAUAACUUUGAUUCUGCCACCGCCGAAGAUUUCGAUGAAAAAUUUGAAGCAUUAUCCAAGAUUGCUUACCCAAUUACUUCCAAACUGUACGAUAAUGGUGAAGGUGCCGCUGGUGGCGCUUUCGAAGAUGAUGAAGAUGAUGAUGGAGACUACUUUGAACAUGAUGAAUUGUAG
This is a messenger RNA of Naumovozyma castellii, 2052 nucleotides long. RefSeq names its product Hsp70 family ATPase KAR2 (gene KAR2). The transcript has a single exon. The coding region runs from base 1 to 2052 and encodes 683 amino acids. Lineage: Eukaryota; Fungi; Ascomycota; Saccharomycetes; Saccharomycetales; Saccharomycetaceae. The record is from RefSeq and is a predicted model, not a curated record.